Molecule: messenger RNA, 771 nt
Organism: Phytophthora sojae
Lineage: Eukaryota; Oomycota; Peronosporomycetes; Peronosporales; Peronosporaceae
Exons: 1
Source: RefSeq, a predicted model, not a curated record
CUGACAGCGGCAAAGGCGGAGCCAACAGCAGCAGCUUUUGCCACGAAACUGGAGAGCGCAAUGAUUCGUGGUUGGCUAAACCGUCGGCACAAACCCAACGAGGUGUUCACGUUCCUGCAACUGGAGAAAAGCGGCGCCAAGGCUUUCGAGACCCCUCAGUUUGCCACUUGGCUCAACUAUCUCAACGCUUUCAAUGAAAAGUACCCUAAGAAGAAAACGACCAUGCUGCAAGUAAUGAAGGCGAAGUAUGCUAGCGACGAAGGGGCUCUUGCUCUGGCAAAGAUGGUGGCGUCGGUGGACGACGCUGGUACACCGUGGAGCAAAGUCCUCAAAGAAGAGUUGGUGACGGGUUGGAUGGACCAGCCAAAUCACCCCGAAAACAUCUUCAAGAUGCUGAAGCUCGAUGAAGCAGGGGACGGCCUCCUCAGCAGCCCGGCCUUGGCUACUUGGGUCCAAUACCUGAAAGCGUUCAACAAGGAAUACCCCCGUGCUCAGACGACCAUGAUCCAGACGUUCACGAAGAGCUACGGCGACGAAAAACUAGCGACGAUGAUCCAGGCGGCGAAGAAGACCCCGACGACGGAGAAACUUGCUGCAAAUUUGCAAACGGCGCAGUUUAAACAAUGGAUGGCUCAAGGCAAAACGCCGGACGACGUCUACAAAACUGUGUUGAAACUGGAAUCGACCAGUAGUCCGAAUGCUGACAUUUGGCGCGCAUUCUACAAGGCGUACGACGAGGCAUUUCCAGGGAAACUGUUUUCGUUCAAACCA